GACUGCAUGACUUUUGUGCAAUGGUCAUAGCAAAACAAAGAAUGCACGACAUUUAACUUCUGUGAUGAGCUUCUGCUUUGUUUUGGAACAAAUGUUGAUGCAUUUUCAUAUUUUCAUGCUUUUAUAGGUAUUUGCAUAUUUUCCAGUGAGAAGACCUUUUUGUUUUGCUGUAAAGCCCUAUUAUCCGGAGUGCUGUGAAUUUCCAGCUAUUAAGAAUGUGAGAAGUGGAGAAACUACAACUUCAAUACUCUAAUAUUUUUCAGAAUUAUUUUUGGCACUGGGAAGCUGAAUAUUCUUCUCUUUCUGGAGUCAUCAUAUGUAAGAAUUGUCUAAGGCUUUGCAAAACUGUUGCUCAACAGGCUGGAACAUGGAUCCACAGCUAGACCCCAUGAAGGAUGACUUGCCCUUAAUGGCAAACACUAGCUACAUGCUUGUAAAGCACUAUGUAUUGGACUUGGAUGUGGAUUUUAAAAGUAAAGUCAUUGAAGGCAGCAUAGUUUUAUUCUUCGAGACUGGGAGCCGGUACCAGAAGACCAGCAGCACUGGCGAAGAAUGCUGCCAGUCAGAGUUUGAUCAAUGCCGUGAAAUGAGGGCAUCUGAACCCUGCCACGUUCCUGUGACAAGUGUGAGUGCCUGCUCGUCUGAAAUGGAAUCUAAUGGUUUUGCUGUCAGUGGUAAAGGUGAAGAAGCAAUCAGGUUACCAUCUCCGGAUGAAAAUGGUAACCAUAGCAACAAUGAACGGGCUUCUGGGAUGUCUAGUUCAAAGGACGGCUGUGACAGAGCGAAUCAUGGGAACAAGGAUUUUGUGCUGGUGUUGGACUGCUGUGAUUUGUCUGUGCUGAGGGUUGAAGAGGUAGAUGUUGCUGCUGUGUUGGGCACUGAAAAAUUUACAAGGUGUGCCAAGCUACCUGAUGUUUCAGAGGAGCUGGGGAAUGUCAGGAAUCAGAUUGUGCAUGGACUCGUGACCUUACCUGCGAAUCGCUGGAAGGAGCAGCUGUCCUAUUUUACUGACUGCAGCCAGGCACCUGGCUGUGGAGAGCUUCUGUUUGCCACCGGCCCUUGGAGCCUGGAGGUCAGGAAAUCAGGGAUUCAGACUCCGGCAGACUUUCCUCACGCGAUAAGGAUAUGGUACAAAACCAACCCAGAGGGAAGAUCCGUUGCGUGGACUACAGAUCAGAGUGGCAAGCCGUGUGUUUAUACGAUGGGAUCACCAAUAAACAACAGAGCCCUUUUCCCAUGUCAAGAACCACCCAUUGCCUUGUCAACAUGGCAAGCCUCUGUCCGAACAGCUGCAGGCUUUGUUGUAUUAAUGAGUGGGGAAAACUCAGCAGAACCAGUCCAGCUUCGAGAAGAUGUCUUGAGCUGGUACUACUAUGUGUCUAUGCCCAUGCCAGCAUCCACCUUCACUAUUGCUGUGGGGUGCUGGCAGGAAGUUAAACAGCAGUCCUCCACAGCUGCUAUUCAAACAAACACUGAGUUUUCGUUGCCAUCUUUACAAGCUGAUUUCAGAUGGCAUGAAGAAGUGUGUGGCCACGUGGAAUACCCCUGCCGUUUCCAAAGUCCUGCUGCGAGCUUGCAGGCAGUCAUUCCUCACAGAGUCUUCUCUCCCCGGUGCCUGGUGGAGCGCUGCGAGGAACGUUUGCUGCAGCUCAUCCCGCAGUGCCUCUCAGCUGCUCACACCACGCUGGGCACCCACCCCUUCUCCAGGCUCGAUGUUUUGAUAGUCCCUUCCAACUUCUCCAGCCUGGGAAUGGCUAGCCCACACAUCAUCUUCCUGUCCCAGAGUGUUCUGUCAGGAGGGAGCCAUCUCUGUGGAACGCGUCUGUGCCAUGAAAUUGCUCAUGCUUGGUUUGGACUGGCCAUUGGCGCUCGUGAUUGGACUGAGGAGUGGAUAAGUGAAGGGUUUGCCACUUUUUUAGAAGAUAUAUUUUGGGCCAGGGCACAACAGCUCCCACAUGAUGAAGUAAAAGGGCAACAGGAGCUGAAAGCUUUGCUUCGCUGGUGCCGCCUCAGGGACGAGGUACAAAACUCUGAAGAAGAGCUACAAGUUUUAAGGCCCAACAAGGAGAGCACAGGAGAAUUGAGUGAAUCUGGAGCAUCUGUUGUCAAAUAUGGUCUUAAAGCAGAAAAAAUCUUCAUGCAGGUUCACUAUUUGAAGGGUUACUUUCUGUUGCGGUCUCUGGCAAGGACGGUAGGAGAGGCCUCGUACCUUGCGUCUUUGAGAAAAUUCGUCCGUAAGUUCCACGGGCAGCUCGUCCUUUCUCAGGAUUUCCUUUGCAUGCUGUUGGAAGACAUCCCUAAACAAAAAAAAUCCGGGUUAACUGUUGAAAGUAUCUUCCAGAACUGGCUUGACACUUCUGGAAUACCAAAGCCCCUGCUGGAGGAGGCCGGGACGUGGAAGGAGGGACGGCUCGUCCGGCAAGUGAGCGGCGAGGUCACAAAAUGGAUUCAGACAAACCAGAGGGUCAGAAAAAGCAGCAAAAAGAAAAGAAAGCAGGAUGAAGUAACUUUCCAGAAGCUUCUCCCUGACCAGCUGGUCUUACUUCUGGAGUCCCUCUUGGAGGAGAAGACGUUGUGUCCUAGAACACUGCAGUGCUUGGAGAGAACGUACCAGCUCCGGGAGCAGGAUGCUGAGGUUCGUCAUCGGUGGUGUGAACUUGUCAUUAAACACAAGUAUGUGCCUGGGUAUGGAGAUGUUGAGAGGUUUCUCAGAGAAGAUCAGGCUAUGGGGGUGUAUCUCUAUGGUGAAUUAAUGGUGAAUGAAGAUGCAAAACAACAGGAACUUGCACGUAAAUGCUUUGCUUCGGCACAAGAACACAUGGAUGCGUCCUCAGCCAAAGUGGUGGCAGAGAUGUUGUUCUGAAGAGCUGCAGGAGCAGUGAGUGACACACAUGUAGGCACAGCUGGAGAACAUGGCCUUGUUGUAAACGUUGUAAGGACUAUACAAGAGACAACUGUAAGUCCAAAGGGCCAAAGAAGGCCAGGCUCUGCCUGCAGUUGUUUCCCAUUCUGUAUUCUUCACGGUGCUUAUGGAAGUUGCAGUUGUACAAGGAGCAUUUCUGUUUAAUUGAGCUGCAUGUUUACUUGAUAAGCAGCACAGUCUUUGAAAAGAGUUUAAUCCAACAGUGGAAAUAUGAAACUUUGGAUUUCAAAGCAAAUCUGAAUGAUCUGAGAACAAGCUGAUAAUUCAAAUGUGUUUGUGUUAAGGGUAGUGAGGCUUUUGAAGAUUGAUUGUGAGGUAAGAAGAGUAGCCUUAACAUGAGGGAGCUAGCUUGUUUACAAAACUGAGGAGGAGAAAUCACCAGAGAGGAAGAAGAAUUGCAAAAAUUAUUCAUGGGAUAAAGAUUGCUGUAGGCUAUAAAGUGGUAAUUUGCAAAGGUGCUUCCCACUGCUCAGUCUGUUUGAGUAGUUGGAGGCAACCUUACAGUGUCUCACGUGCACGCUCAACAUUUAAGCAAUUAAGACUGGUAUGAAGGUUUGUUCCAGUACAGCACACUUCAGGUCUUUGAUUAAUGGUAAAACUCACCCAACAAACUUUGGUUGUUCAUGUAACUUUACAGUUAAUUUGUGUUAUCAAAAUUCAGGCAUCUAAUUUAGCAAUUUCUCCUGUUCAAGCAGUGCUUGACAGUGAGUUCCACUUGAUUUCCUGGGGUUUACUACAUUUAUAUGAAAUACAGAAAAUGAAAGCUUCUAUGAAAGCAAGUGCAAGUUUGUUUAUGAAAAGCCAUGUCAUCUGUGUAGAUGGGAGCUGUGCCUGCCCAGAAAACGUUUUUGGGAAAGAUGGAUCAGACUGUAGAGUACCAGGAUAUCAGUUGUGGAGUAGGGGAGCCACCCUUUAAAACAGGUACAGCUAAGAGAUUCUUGUGUACUCCCAGUUAUGAAGGACUCACAGGAACCUGAGUUACGUUCAACAAUUCCUUAUCUGUUAGAUGUCUUCUAGUGAAGGCCACCUUCUGAAGGCCAGAAACAUGGAGAUGCAGUUUGUUCUGGUACUACUGUACUAGGAACUGACUUCUUAUAGUUUCUUCAGUAAUAAAAUCAAAAUUUCUACAAGCUUCUGAUGGUAAGUACCUAGCACAGGAAAAUUACAUGGUAUGUGUGUGUGAGCAACAGUCUAGAGUCACCCCUUUGGCUUUCCAGACAGACUAGAAGUGUGUGAUGAGCUAUGACAUAAAGUCUAAAGAUAUUGAGUACAAUACUCUGUGUGACUGCUCAAUUUCCUUUUAAUGUUGUGGCUGUUUGGGUUCCUGGCAUGAUGAUUUGUGAUUUAAGAUUAAAAUCACAUUGCCAGGGAUUACCACACAGCCAUGACCGCAGCUGCUAGCAUGAAACUCACCAUAACUAUCUGAUCCGUGCACAGCCUGGAAUCCUCUCCAUCCAUGAAACAAAACCAACCAAACAAAAAACAAACCAAAAAAGAGGAAAGCAGCAGAGCACCACAGAAGACUCUCCUCCAAAAAUGAUCUCUGCCGAGACGGAGGCCUCUCUGGCGAGGUGCAGAGCUUAGCUGAUUGGUGAACAGUGAUUGUUUCCCGCUUUGUUCACAGUGGCUAAGUUCUGCACCUGAAGAGAACGGAGAGGAGACUCUGUGCAGGGCAGAUACCUUGCUGCUGGAUGGGUAGAUUUGGAGUGAAUGCAUGUGUGUGAGGUCCAGUAUAUGGAGGAUAAGAGGCAGAGGUGACUUAGAGAGGACCAAAGACUUUUAGUUGAGAAUAAACAGUGCUCCUUAAGCUCUCAGUCUGACUGCAAAUGUAAGGUAUUGCCUACAGUAAUUUGGUUUCCAUGCUUUCCCAAGGGUCAGAGGAAAUACUGGCUGUGCCUUUAACCUGGAAUUGUCAAUAAAGCUUUGUUUUAUAGUCUUCUGUUUAACGGCUGUCUCUCUGCAGUGGUAGCUCAGCACUGUGUGUCAUUUGCAGGACACGGUGGCAGCUCCAGUCAGAAACAACUUCGGCUGCUGCUGUUGUUCCAGGCUGUUGAUGGACCCGUCCUCCGGUGCCUACUGAGCUGAUAUCAGUUCUGAUUUUACACACUGGCUCAGUUCAGCAGGAACAGGAGUCGAGCCCUAGAGCAAAAAAAGAUGUACCUUUCUAAGAGCUGUUGAGAAAUGCUGUUGCUGUUUUCUCUCAGAAAAUGAAUCAGUGUUCAUUAUGAUGUCCUGAUGUUAAACACUAAAUGGCCUAAGGUGAAAAGGCUACCUCAGUACUGUUUAGAGAACUGUAUGUGGACAUGUAGCACAUCACACAGUAUUGCUCUGGGAACUGGCCUCCAGCGUUAUUUCCAGAGUAACCUGCUAAUAACCAAGAGAACAUGCUUCCUCCAUGGAUCUUCCCCGUCUUCUCCUGACCCUGUGGUGGCUCUAGGAAGCUACAGAGAACAGCGACUCUUAACUCUGCAGCCACAGUCACGCUCUGCUGGUAACCUGGAAAAUAACUCAUUUUGGAAAGCUGGGGCAAUCAAGAGUGCACAGAUACUCCUUUACCAUGGCAGAGUAAUAACUUUAAAUGCUGUUUCCGUUGCAGGAAAGAUCACAGAGAAACUCUUUUAAUAGAUCUUCUACUAAACCCCGAUGGUACUAGGAUUUCAUUGACCCAGGACAUCAAAGGAAGGAUUAUGUGACUGCUAAAACAAUCAUUUGAGAGAAAUAUUUACCUUUCUGUAUUUCCAGAGGCUUACUGUAACUGAGACCACAUGCACACAAAACAAACUACACACACACGUGCUACUCUGGCUUUAGGUGAUUCUUUGAUUCAGGACAUUUGGGGUUUGUCCUUGGUCUUUGGUAAUACAACCAUUCCAGUUUGCAGAUACCAAGGACUCUUGAUUUGAACAAUUCAUGCACUGCAGUAAUUUGGACAUUCUGGAAUUUGAUUAAAUUGUAUAUUGUAUACUUAAAAUUUUGUUUGUAACUUCUUUGUCAUAAUGAAAAAUGCCCCACAUAAAAUUAGCAGGAGCUGAGAUGGGACAUUAACUAGAAGCAUAAAUAAUCUGUGGAAAGUGACCUAACAUCAUCCCGGUGAAGGGAUGGGACUGAAGGAAAAACAAAGAUCAGCAUUUUCUCUCUGUGAUGUUUAGGUUAAAUUUUACCAGAAAUGUCAGACUUGUAAAGUGAAUUUUAUACCCCUGUGCUGCUCCUUUUGCACAAUGAUAUCUCAGUUGUAGCUCUUCUUUCCUGAUCAGUAGAGCACAGCACUUCUGGAGACAUUUUAAUUGUUCCUUUCCGAGAGUAAGAAUUUAAAACACAAAAAUCUGUGAACAUACUUCUUUUGUACUCUAUUGUUUUACAUAAAAUGAUCUUGUAGAAAUAAAUACUUUUGUCAAGUAUGUGUAGUUCUUCCCAUUGCACAGUGGUUCAACAUUAACUCACAAACUUGCGAAAAAGAAUGACCCCAUUUCUGCUUUUGCAGCAGGAGAAAAGCAGCUGAAAGAUGUUAGUUAAUGGAUAUUAACAAGAAAAAUUAAUUGUGCUAAUUUCUUUUAAAUUUUUGUUCUCAAAAUGUAAAGUAAGAGCCCGUCUCCACGGUGACUUCAGCACAAAGAGUACAGUUCCUUUUCACCUCACCAUGUUGUCUGACCUCUCCCUUUCCAGGCUUACAGUGUCAAAACCUGAGUCUUGGGACACUCAGUGAGUUCUUUCAAAAGCAGCAGCAGCGAGGAAAUCGUCCAGGGACGCGCCGAGACACCACAGUGACUCUGAAGAGGCACGGUCAGCGAUGUACUUAUUACAGGGUCCCAUUUAUAAAGCAGUUAUGCUUCAGGGCACAGGUUUUUCUGCAAAGGCCAGCAAGGGAAACCAGCUUGCUUUUUGCCUUCUCCAUUGUGUAAAGGAAAAAACCCAGAGCUGGGUAAGACUCUUGCAUAAGACACACAGAAAUUAAAUACAUCUUAAACCUCUUCAUAGCCACUCCUGCUGAAACUACAGGGCAUUGCACACCUUUGUGAAUAUCACACAUUUUUGUUCUUUCAAAACAAUCUGCUUGCAUUUUUUCUUUAAUAUUGAGCACAGCAGUAGCUUGUUCUGUUUGCUACAGCUGUUCCAGUCUGUCUCAGCAGUGUUAACUUGAACAUUUCCCUCACUACAACUUUGUGAUCCAUCAUGCGUGGUAGCAACUGAGAAACUGAACAGAAACUGAAACACUAACACCAAACAACCUAAGAAAUGGCAAGGAGGUCGCAGUCCUGGCCCUUUAUCAGGUCUUACAGGGCCUUUUGUUGCUAAUCCAAGCAUUGUGAAAUACAGUGAGGCUCCAGAUUAAGAAGAAAACUAAAGGUGGCAUUGAAUAGUUCUGUGACCGUAACUCAUCAUAAGUAAGAGAUAAUAGGAGAUUCAUGUAUGUAUUAUAUAGUAGGGUCACUAUCAUGAUAUAAGUCUUCCCUUAGUGUAAAAUCCUUCUGAAUCAUGAAAAAAGCACUGGAAGUGAGCCACAGAGUGUCAUUUAAUUAUUUGAGUUUUUAAUAGGCCCUACUGAAAGCAGAAAAAACCCAACAGUGUUAUUCACUGUACCCAAGAUUCUCUCGAGGUGGGUGUUUCUAUGUUAAUUUCCUGACCUGUAGACUAACUGUAGUAAAGAAGCGAACAACAAAAAACAUCUAUUUCCAAACUUACUGUGACUAAAAUCAUUACUGGAAAACAUGUUUUGUCCAAUGAUACCUCCACCCAGGAGUUGGAUUCAGUGAUCCUUGUGGGUCCCUUCCAGCUCAGUGAUUCUGCACUCCAGAGCUGACUGUCAACACACCAAAAUCCAACAGAACUGCACAGUUGUCGUUUGUUCUUAAGUAUAGUCAGGCAUCUGGGGCAAGAGGCAGAAAUGUAACAUUAAAUAAUCAUUUGGAGGUGAAAACUAAGACUUGAAGUCUGGUGUACAUUUACAUGUCAGUGUGUGUGGCUGUGACAGGCAGACACCCGUGGGGGUGGGCUUCUGCCCUACUUGGGUUUCAUUCUACCUCUGUUUCACAGUCAGCCCUCUCUGAAUAAAAUACACCAUUUUGUAAGGGUGGGUUUUUUUAAGGCCCAUCCCUAAUUCAGUCCUUUCCAAACACAGUGGCAGUUUUACUCUGAAUAACAUUAGAAAGCCCAGUGCAGAAGCCUGGACUGUCUCCCACUCUUAGCUCCUCGGGCCAGCAUCUGGUUAGGAUGUCGGUGACUUUUUCUGGACGCAGCUUUUCACUGUGAAAAUGAAUCUCAGGUGAAAUGAAAACUCUAUCCAUGGGCAAGGGUCACCAUCUCUUUUCCUGUGCCGCUUGCUGGGUCCCUUCUUCAGAAUAAAGGCAGAGCACAAGGAGGGGGUGGCCUGGCAAGUCCCUGGGCCUGCAGUGGACAUGCAUUCCUGGUCACACACGUUCUCUUCCAAGCACAGAGUGAAACACAGCACUCUGCUGACAGCUCUGUGUUCUGUCUGCAGCUUUGCCAGGAGGUGUUUGCAGCUGCUGCUGUCUCUGCUUUCUCCUUUAGGAGGAAUUAGCUGUACCCUAUUGUCCAUUCCUCACACACAGUAGGGAAGGAAAAGGUCUGGAAGCAAGUCUAACCAGAAAUGCGAACUGAGCAAGUGGAAACAAGCAGGCCUAAGGAGCCUAAAGAAAUAGGCAUGAGGAGCCUGAGGACUUCUGACACAUCAAUAGCACUGUGAAAAGUGAUACUCCCAAAACAAAGCAGGAAGGUUCUACAGAGCAGUGAAAUGUCUCACACAGAGUACUGCAGCCAGCCAGUUCAUCUCCACAGCUGAAGGAGGUCUCGAGGACUGGUGUUUGUGUCACAGACAGUUUUAGCUGUUGGUUUGCAGGUGUGGGCUCCUCAGCACACCGAGAUGUGUGGGCUCCUCCCCGUGGCACCUCUGCAAGAAUGAACAAACCAAGUUACAGUGGGACAUCACGUGCCAAAGGCUUGAUGAGUUUGGGGACGAUUCCUUCCAUGCAGAAACUGGACUGUAAAUCCCUGGACACCCCACCCCUCCAGGCCCUGCAGGCAGGUGCCAGCAGGCAGUGGUGGGUCCUGCAUGAACACAGGGAGUUGUGUUCCAUGCAGACUGUCCUGCUGCAUGGCAUGCCUGGCUGGGCUUUCCUGCCUGAAGUGGAAAGAAUUUCCAUGUCUCGCUUUCCAUACACAUGAUUUAAGAGUCAGGAGCAGCUGCAUAUGAAAUAUCUAAGGCAAUUCAAAAUUUUACCUGUAACUUGCAGUAUUUUACUUUGACAAAAGAACUCACAUAAAAUUGUACUUCCAAGUUAAGACUAACAUUUAACACAAACCCACAUAACUGACCAAAAACCCAUAUUCUAAGUCACUGAAAAACCUAUUCCACAACACUGGUUCUUAAUAUCUAAAUGCAAAUUAGUAUAUCUUGUAGUCUUUAUAAUGAAUCUUGUGGUCAUUUAAAGCUGUAAAAUAUCUAGAAUUCAUGAGUCAUGUUUGAUGUCCCAUACUAGGAAAAGAUUUAAACAGACACCUGUGUUUCCAUUCUUGCCCCAGUCUUUGAUGCCCAGACCAGUGUUAAAAAAAACAAACAAUUGCAAGAAAGGACAGGGAAGCAACCAAAUAGAGGGGCCUGGCUCAUCUAGAAUUUCACCACAAAUAUAUUGACUUUAGGCACAUAUACAAAAUUGUAAAGUGAACAUAGACACUGACAUGGAUAUGUUCCUUUGUUUCUGCGGGCACAAUAUGCUGGAAAAAUUAUUUUAAAAACUUACUCUGCUGCCAGGCUGACACUUUAUGUCAGUGAAAUGUGCCAGUGCAUAAAGAAAUUAAGACAUUUGCACACUGCAUGGGAGAUUAACUGCAUUGUGUGCUUGCUGUGGUGUAAACUGAGUGCAUAUUUUCUGCACAAAAUUAAGGCCCUGAUUCCUGGUGUUUAUAGCUGCCAGAACAGGCAUUUGCUUUGUUAUCCCCAGCCAUCCUGAAACAGGCCAGUUUGAGAAGCAGGUGUUUGGCACCGUAAUGUAUUUCACUUCAACCGUGAAAGGAUAGUGGUCAUCAUCUACCACACAGGAAAAACCCUUUUUCUUUUUUCUUUUUUUUUUAACCUCAAGUUACAUCACAGAAGUGUCUAACUUUGUUUGGCAGUUGUUUUUGUAUUUGGUAGAUUUGCUUGCUUUACAACUGAACCUCCUUACAGCCAACUCCUGCAAAUACAACAAAACUAAUUAGAGUUUUUUAGCAAACAUCUUACUCCAGCCUGCGUCUGUCUCUUGGUGUGCCCAAAACUCACCCAUUUAUCUGCCAAACGUGACCAAUCAAAAGGUCAUUCUGAUUUGCUCAAUUUUACCUCUGAAAAGUGCAAUUGUUUUUUCUUAUUCCCUCCUUGCAGGGAUCCCUCAAUUCUGCCUUUCACAUGCCCCUUCAGCCAGCAUUUCCCUACAUGUCCUGCAGCCAUGGCACCCUCCUUCCUUUCAGUUCCCAUGACAUGGCAAUAUUACUCUGCAGCACUGACAUUAAGAUUUUGUCAUUGCCACCACCCGUGCUGAAACUGCCCAUCAUGUCAUGCCCCUUACAUAUCAUCUCUUGUUCCUUCUGACUAUACAAAGGCUUUUUAAUAAGCUCCCAAUUUUAGCUGGGGGAAAAAAUUGUCUCUCUUUUCUUGAUUGUAAAAAAAAUGCAACUAUGUGACAUAAAUGCUGAACUUUUCCCUUCUUUACAUGAAGAGUCAGAUGAAUAAUCACAAGAUUGUCAGUUUUAUGUACAAACAAGAACCCAUCUACGGACAUUUUAUGGUUCCUACACAUACCUACCCCUAGCACUUGCCUCUCCUUUCUUCAGUCAAAUCACAGGAAUAACAAGUUUUCCACUUGACAACUGAGAAGAAAGAAUGGGAAUGGGGAAGCAGUCAUACUAAGAAAAUAGCAAGACCAGUCUUCUUUAUUUCUGAAGCUAGCUGAUUCUCUCUUUUACCAUUAUGAAGUAAUGCCAGCAUCAGCUGAAGGAGAGAUGUGAUGCUGAGAAAAGCUCCACCAGCAGAACGAAGGUAAAUGCUGAAAGUUGG
Myiozetetes cayanensis is the source of this 10967-nucleotide messenger RNA. RefSeq names its product aminopeptidase O (putative) (gene AOPEP). Bases 368 to 2863 code for a protein of 831 amino acids. The transcript has 17 exons. Lineage: Eukaryota; Metazoa; Chordata; Aves; Passeriformes; Tyrannidae. Gene Ontology annotation, cellular component: nucleolus. Gene Ontology annotation, molecular function: metalloaminopeptidase activity; zinc ion binding. The record is from RefSeq and is a predicted model, not a curated record.